AUGACCCGUUGGUACAGUGCCCCCUUACAAUUACAUCGACGCUGGAAACAAUCGAAAUCGCAUCCCAGCAAGCGUCAAAUCGACAAUGGCAGAUAUUCCAUAUUAGAUCAAAUCGGCCAAGGUGCAUCAGGCAUUGUCCAUUUGGCCGCUGAAGCCAAAACAAACAAGAAAUUCGCCAUCAAGGAAAUGAACAAAUCAAGACUUCAAAGACGAUACCACCAAUCUCAACUCAUCAAUAACAGAAAGCCGCUGUAUCCUGAAUCUAAGAAGCGUAAACUAGAAGAUUUGGAGCUACAUAUUGAAGAAAUCGAGAUAUUAAAGCAACUACCAGCACAUUUAAACAUUAUUCAAUUCAUAGAGGUCAUUGACAAUGAUCCUGACAACGAAGACUCCAUAUUUAUAGUUACCGAAAUUGCAGAAAAAGGCAUUAUUAUGGAUGUGACACCUCAUGCAAUGACAAAGCCAAUAUCUCAAGGUCAAUGCCGUGACAUAUUCUCCCAAUUAGUGGAUGCUGUUGAGCAUUUGCAUUCGAAUAAUAUAGUUCAUCGAGAUAUAAAGCCUCAGAAUCUGGUCAUGUCAAAUAACAACAUUGUCAAAUUGAUCGAUUUUGGAAACGCCACUUGUAUUACAGCAGUCACAAUUAGCUCUACAAGCAGCAGUGUAGGCUCUCCUGCAUUUAUGGCCCCUGAAUUGCUGAAAAGAGCUGCACGACGAAAUCAAGAACACAGUGUAUCCCCUACAUGUGCCGAUCUUUGGUCUAUGGGAGUUACACUUUACUGCAUGGUGUAUGGACAUUUGCCAUUUGAAAAAGCAAGCUUGAUGGACCUCUACAGCGAUAUCCAGAACAAGGCUAUCGAUCACUCUGAUAAAGUGGAUCCCUCUCUACGGGAUCUCAUCGACAGGUUGCUGGAGAAGAACCCUCAAACCCGAAUUACGAUACAAGAUGUCAAGAAACACGCUUGGUUGAAUCAAUAA
Molecule: messenger RNA, 975 nt
Organism: Mucor velutinosus
Lineage: Eukaryota; Fungi; Mucoromycota; Mucoromycetes; Mucorales; Mucoraceae
Exons: 5
Coding region: 1-975 (324 amino acids)
Biological process (GO): protein phosphorylation; intracellular signal transduction
Cellular component (GO): cytoplasm
Molecular function (GO): protein serine/threonine kinase activity; ATP binding
Source: RefSeq, a predicted model, not a curated record